AGUUCAUUAUGGAACGACAGCUCUAUCCCACAACCGGUCAUCAUCAUUUGUUUUCUGUUGACGUAUUUACUUUCAUAAAUUGAUUGCAUUAGAACAUUCAUUCCAUGUCAUUCGCCUUAACUUCUAAAACCAAUGACACAUUACCAUGGCUGAACUAAAAGUUCGCAAUAAAAAUGUCUGUAUUGUUGUACUAGGGGAUAUCGGACGUAGUCCGCGCAUGGAGUACCAUGCAUGCAGCUUUUUGGAUCACAGUUAUAACGUAGAUUUGAUUGGAUAUGUAGAAAGCAAGCCCUUGGAGCAGUUGAGUACUGCGCUGCCGAGAUGUAAAAUUCAUGAACUAUCUCCGGUUCCAGUUACAAAUUUAACACCGACACUGAAGCUGAUUUUUAAGACAUUCUGGCAAACAUUAAGCUUAAUGAUUGCUCUUGCAUCCAUAAGGAGGUCAAGUUUCUUAUUGCUACAAAACCCACCAGGAAUUCCUGCACUAGUUGUAUGCUACUUGUAUUGUCUCAUAACACGGACAAAGUUUGUCAUCGACUGGCAUAAUUAUACAUACACAAUAUUGGCCCUAGGAAUGACUGGAGGAGAGAAAAAUCGAUUCUGUCGCAUAGCCAGGUGGAUAGAGCGGAAAUUCGGAUCGAAAGCCGAUGCCAACUUUUGCGUUACGAAGGCGAUGAAAGAAGAUCUUACGAAUAAUUGGAACAUCAGAAACGUCACCGUUUUAUACGAUAGACCCCCUCUGCAAUUUCAUCCAAUAGAGCUGACUAAGAAACAUGAGCUUUUUAUGAAGUUGUCCAAGGAGUAUCCUCAGUUUUUACCAAGCCGCUACGAUGAUUUGAAGGAGUCUGGUGUUGUGGAAUGUACAGCUUUAACACAGAAGCUUAGCAACGGUACGGUACUUCACAAACCUCAUCGAAUGGCGAUAUUAGUGUCUUCAACUAGUUGGACACCGGAUGAAGAUUUUGGCAUACUAUUAGAUGCCUUAAAAGUUUACGAAAAAGAAGCAAAUAACAGACCACAAAACUUUCCCUUCCUGUUGUGCGUGAUAACUGGGAAGGGCCCACAGAAAGAAGAAUAUCAAAAGAAGAUUGAACAGUUGAAAUUUUCUCAUGUUGAAAUUAUUACACCUUGGCUAGAUACAGAAGAUUACCCUACUUUAUUGGCAUCAGCGGAUCUUGGUGUUUGUCUGCACUGGAGUUCCAGUGGCUUGGACUUGCCAAUGAAAGUUGUUGACAUGUUCGGCUGCGGACUGCCUGUUUGUGCAUUCGAUUUCAAGUGCCUUCAUGAAUUGGUGAAGUCUGGACAAAACGGCUUCGUAUUCCAAAACCAUGAACAACUCGCAGAACAGCUAAUGUUCUGGUUUGAGAAUUUCCCUAGCAAUCCAAGUCUAGUCGAGUCCAAAGAGAUAUUCAGAAAGAAUAUGUCAUCGUUCCAAAAUUUAAGAUGGCAUGACAAUUGGACCAAUGUUGCACUGCCCAUUUUUAAUUCCUUUAUUUGAUCAAAUCAGUUUUCUUUAUUUUUAACUUUAAAGAACGGGAAACCAAAAAUUUUAUUCAAUAAACACAUCUAAGGCAA
Musca domestica (house fly) is the source of this 1575-nucleotide messenger RNA. RefSeq names its product chitobiosyldiphosphodolichol beta-mannosyltransferase (gene Alg1). Gene Ontology annotation, molecular function: mannosyltransferase activity. NCBI's taxonomy places the organism in Eukaryota, Metazoa, Arthropoda, Insecta, Diptera, Muscidae. The transcript has 3 exons. Gene Ontology annotation, cellular component: endoplasmic reticulum. Bases 146 to 1498 code for a protein of 450 amino acids. The record is from RefSeq and is a predicted model, not a curated record.